AUGAGUACUCAUAUCAGUGAUGAAGAACCAGAAGUAGGGAAUUUUGAUCAAAAAAAUAAAAUAAGUAGUAAUGAAAAAAAUCAAAUUAUAAACAACUUUAUUAUUAAUUAUAACUUGAAAAAAGAAAAUUAUACUGAAGAUGAAAAAGAAAGUGAAAUAAAUAAAAUAAAUGAAAUAAAUGAUAUGAAUGAAAUAAAUAAAAUAAACAAUAUAAAUGAUAUAAACCAAAUAAACCAAAUAAACCGAAUAAACCGAAUAAACCAAAUAAAUGAAAUUAAUCAAAUUGUAAAUAGAAAAAAAAAUAUGGACACAGUUUAUAAAAAUAUUAUAAACAUGUCAAACAAUAUGACCCAAAUGUAUAAUAGUAUGAACAACAUGUCACAUAAUAUGAUCAAUGCUUCAAAUGAUAUGAUGGAUAUUUCAGGAAAUAUAACUAGUCAUAUAAAUAGCAUGAAUAAUAAAACUAAUUAUAUCAUGAGCAAUGAUUUAAAUAGUAUUCAAAACGAAACAAAUAAUAUGAUAACUAGCCAAAUAAACAUCAUAAAUCAUAAACCAUAUAUUACAACCAGUCACAUAAAGAACGACAAUAAAAACCAAUCAAACAAUAUCUGUAACCAUAUACCGUCUAAUAUUAAUAAUAAGUCCAUAGCAAAACAUAAUGAUAUAAACAACUCUUAUGUAAAUGUUCUAUACUUUAGAAAAUUAAAAUUAAAUAAAAAAUUAUUCGAAAAAUUAAAAAAUAAAAAUAUCGUAAUAUAUUUAAAAUAUAAAGAUAGCACUUGUACUAGUGAAAAAAUAGAAAUAACAGAUCCUGAGAUUAAUAAUUUAUAUUUAUGUUUUUUAAUUACUGAACCAUUUCUAGAAAACGAAAAGAAAAUUAUUAAAAUUUAUAUCAAAUGUUUUAAAGAUGGAAAAUAUAAAAUACUAUCCUUUGGUUUUGUCGAAUUAAAUUUUAUUGAUUUCAGUGAAAAAUUUUAUAGAAAAAAAAGUUAUAUGUUAUGUUAUGAUAAAAAAAAUAAUAAAUAUAUUUUUGGUUAUUUCAUAUUAAUUCUAGCAAAUCAAAUAAAAUGGAAGGUAUGUGAUAAUAAAGUAUUUUAUGAAUAUAUCAAAAAGUCAUAUUUUGUAUCCAAUCGAAAGAAUUAUGACCAGCAAAUAUUUUAUAUAUGUAAAAAAAUACAAAAAAAAUUAUUACAAUCAUAUUAUAACAACACAACUAAUCCAUAUACAUAUUUACAUAAUCAAGCUUUAUUAAAACAUUUUAGUGUUACACAUAGCUGUCCAGGUACUUUUAGUCUAAAUACUUCGAAAAAGAAAAAUUCAUACGAUACAUACAAAAAAGAAAAUCAUAUAGAAACAAAUAAUCAAAAUUAUCUUCAUGAUAUCAAAAAGUCUAAAUCAUUAAUACCUUUGAAUCUUAUGCAAAAUGAAAUAUUAUAUCCCCAAUUAUCUCAUGACAAUUAUAAAAUAAAGAGCAUCAUACAUAACAAUCAUAAUAUAACCAAUUAUACAACGUAUAAAGAAAAAUGGGAAGAUGAAAAUUUAUAUGAAAUGAAAAAAAAAAAUUCUAUUCAAGAGCAAAAUGAUAUGUUAAUCAAUUCUAAGUGUCUAGAAAAUCAGACGACAGAAAAAGUAUUAUUAAAUCAUGAAGAAAAUGAAACGAUUAAAUGUUAUAAAUACAAUCAUCAAAUGAAAAAUGAUUAUGAAAGUGAUCAAAAUUGUGAUAUCAAACAAUAUUAUGAAAAUGAAACGAUUAAAUGUUAUAAAGAUAAUCAUCAAAUGAAAAAUGAUUAUGAAAGUGAUCAACAUUAUAAUUUUAAAACCGGUAAUAUAAAACAAGUCACAAAUCAAAUAGAAGAUAUUAAGAGUGAACAAAAUAACGUAUAUUCAAAUAUAACAGAAAACCCCUUUUUUAAUACCGAUGAAUAUGAAAUUAAUCAUUCAUUCAAUAAUAUAGGUGAAUAUCAUGAUACAAAUAAAAAUGAAUAUAUAAAAAAUAAAAUAGAUAAUGAAGAAGAGGAAUCAAUAGAAAAAAAUAUUUUUGAUAAUAUUAUAUGUGAAAAGUUAGAAAAUAUUCUAAAUAAUGAUAUUGAAAGUUUUAUACAAGAGAUACAAUUCAUACUUGAACAUUUAAAGAAAAAAAUAAUAAAAAAAAAUGAUUAUUUCUUAAAUGAAUUAAAAAAGGAUCAUAUAUAUGAAUAUAAUGAACAACUGCAUUACAAAAAUGAAAAUAACGAAGAAUAUACAUUAGAAGAUUAUAUAAAUAAAUCCAAAUAUAAUAAUAAUGUAAAAAAUGAUAUUAUGAGUAUAUUACAAAAUUGCUUAAAUACCACUUUAUUAUAUAUUAAAUGUAUUUUAAAAGAUAAUAAUAUAAACAAGCAAGAAAAAAACAUUUUUGCAGCAUAUGAAAAUAUCAUUAAAAACAUAAAACAAGCUUUAUCUCAUUAUGUAAUGGAAAAUGAAACAUUUAAUCAUGAUAUAUUAAAUAAAGACAUAUUAAAUGAAAAUAAAAAUAUUUCUUUACAUACCUCUGUUACAAAAUCAAUAAACUCUAUUACAAACAAAAAUUGUAAAUUAACAAAAAUGGAAAUUCAAGAAAAUCAAAUGGAAUCAUGUAAAGAAAAAUAUAUCGAUCAUUAUAAUAAAACAACAAAUGUGCUAAAAGAAAAGAAUAACAUAAAUUCAUACAUAAGUAGCGAUGAAACUUUAAGUACUUCAUCACUAUCAAGUUGUUCAAAUGAAUCCCACAAAAAAAUUAAACAUAUGAGUAGACAAAUAGAAUAUUUUAAAAUGAAUUCAUAUAUUAAUGAAAAUAUAUCAAGCGCUUUCAAAUAUUAUGAACUGAAAUGGAAGAAUAAAUUGGCUAAAAUUGGGGCAUAUAUAUGA
Molecule: messenger RNA, 2883 nt
Organism: Plasmodium adleri (nom. inval.)
Lineage: Eukaryota; Apicomplexa; Aconoidasida; Haemosporida; Plasmodiidae
Product: conserved Plasmodium protein, unknown function
Exons: 1
Coding region: 1-2883 (960 amino acids)
Source: RefSeq, a predicted model, not a curated record